This is a messenger RNA of Phanerochaete carnosa HHB-10118-sp, 2118 nucleotides long. RefSeq lists its product as uncharacterized. The annotation marks the transcript as partial. Gene Ontology annotation, biological process: protein phosphorylation. The record is from RefSeq and is a predicted model, not a curated record. NCBI's taxonomy places the organism in Eukaryota, Fungi, Basidiomycota, Agaricomycetes, Polyporales, Phanerochaetaceae. The transcript has 4 exons. Gene Ontology annotation, molecular function: protein kinase activity.
ACGUCUCCGGAUCACGGCGGAGUCGACAACACUGUUCAGCUAGCUAACGCAGACGAAAUCUCCGUGCUGGAGAGUUACCAGCCCGGGGAUAACCUUGCGCUGCAAGAAUAUCACGAGUCUAUGCUAGAUGAUCAGUUGAGCUACCCUAUCUAUAAGGUCUCCUGUCCCACUAUUUCCCUUGACGGAUCGGAGGCGUCGAUAUCCGAGAAGACAUAUCUUAUCGGACGAUACGCAUUCGGCCACUACGCGCCUGUGGGGAGGUGCACCAAAGGUUACCCGGCGCUGGAUAUGCAGACCAAGCGGCUGGUGUGGUUCAAGGACCAGUGGCGCUGCGCUGCUCGUCCUCAUACGGAGCUGGACGCUUACAUGCGACUUCACAAGCACCACGUCACGUAUAUCGCUACGCCAGUGGCGGGUGGAGACGUAAUGGAACACCGAACGGUCACGCAAGACUAUCUGACGCAUUUGGCGGACAGUUGGAGGCCUUCUGAACGAGUACAUACUCGUCUGGUGACGAAGGAGGUAGGAAGACUGCUCGAGACAUAUAAGGACUCCUGGGAACUAUUAAACGUAUGCGCCGAGGCGUUCUUCGCUCACCAGGAAGCGUGGGAGGAUGCGCGCAUUCUUCAUCGCGACAUAAGUGUUGGAAAUAUCAUGAUUGACACCGAGACGGGCCAGGGUUUUUUGAACGAUUGGGACCUCUGCAGAUAUCGCGAGGAUAUGGAGACCAAGCAGCCGGCUUCUGAGCCUUCUGGUAUAUCAGGGACUUGGAUCUUCAAAUCUGCCCUAGCUCAACGAUAUCCACGCAAGCCUCCAGAGCUCGCCGACGAUUUGGAAUCUUUCAUCUACGUCAUCACAUUCCUCGCAUACCGUUUUCACCAUCACGAGCUGUCCUCGGAGCCUCUCGAGGACACAGAAGAUGCGCGGAUCACAGCCAACGCGAAUAAUCAGGAGCUCAUGGGUUUUGUUAACAUAUUUUUUUACGCUCAGAAGCGCGUCGGGAACGGAUUCUUCACGGGUGGAAGACUAAAGUACCAAACUAUUUUCUCUGGCGCCCCACCCGCACCGUUCAAGCCAUUCAAGAAUGGCAAGCACUCUCUCGUGGAGACGUUCCUUCUCAAGGCAUAUCGGCUCCUACAGGAGCAUUACUGGUCUUUGGACGAAUCGGAGUUCGCGGAAUACGCAGCACAUGAAGGCGAUUGCGCUGCUCCUGACGAAGUCGACGAAGUAGGAACCUCGGCUCCUCCUCCCAUUCCUGCCGAAGUGCCGACCAAAUUAUCAGGCCGGGGCUCCAUCUUCACCAGCAUGCGGGCGCGGAACGCUCGCCGCACUGUCAAGUCCUCGAAGGGCAAGGAGGUGUUCUGGGAGACUGUCGUCCAGGAGAAGCCCUUCUGCCCUUUCGACGACCCUCAGCCGGUGCUCGAGUCACACACUGACCUAACCUUCCUGUUCCUGAGCGUCGCGCAGGACGAGCACGGCCACGAUCUCGAUAUCCAGGCCUACAGGAACGACAAGCGUUUCGACCAGUUUUUGAGCUGGCGGAUGAUUGGUUAUCUGAACAGGAAGGGGAAGACGGGGCAGUGGAAAGGAAUCCCGAGCUGGUCGAGCGAUUAUGCAGCGAAGCGGAAACGGGAUGUGGAAGAUACCGGUGAGGACGAAGCUCUGACCCCGCCGAAAAGGCCCACUGUUCUCCAAACUGAAGGGCCACGAACCCGAGCUCUUGCGAAGGCUAUAGAGCAGGCGGUGGCUCUACAGGAGGCGGUGGUCAGGAGAGCAGUGACCAGAAACCGGAAAACAGCGACGGCAACAGCAGCUAGUCGGUCUGCGAAAACCGCACCCCCGAAGAAGGCUACAAGUGCCCAGCCGAAAAAGCACACGGCGAAAGUGCCCACAUCGCGUGCUGUUCCGAAGAAGGGCGGCAAGCCUCAACCGACGAAGACCGUGACAAAAGCGUCAGCUUCGCGCAAGGCGCAGGCCGCUCGCAAGUCUCCCAGUCCCCGACGUUCAGCCGCUGUGAAGGCGGAAACCACAGGGCGGCGGUCGAAGGUCACGAAAGCCGAGGCGCCGCCGCCGCCUGCACCGACGAGGCGACCCAAGCGGUUGGCCAAGAAAAGCUGA